Messenger RNA from Orycteropus afer afer, 11259 nucleotides. NCBI's taxonomy places the organism in Eukaryota, Metazoa, Chordata, Mammalia, Tubulidentata, Orycteropodidae. The record is from RefSeq and is a predicted model, not a curated record.
GGCCCUUCCCUUUUGAGCGAUGGGCGCCCUGUGAGACCGGUCCCCCUCAUCGGGGGUGGAUGUAGGAGGCGACUGACUGACUCGGAGUCCUCAGACCCGGCCUUCCCCAAGUCUUCUUCAGCCCCUCCCACUCUCUUUUGCCCUGGAGCUGCCACCGCGGGGGAGUCUUUGCUCGUCCCUUUCUCGCUUUGCCGCCGCCCUCAGGGCCUAGCCGGCCCAGCUCGGAAGCGGCGGCGGCGGUGGGGGGCUGGAGCCGUCGCCGCAUCUGCAGCAUCCGCUUCGACUCGGUGCCGGCUCCUUGCCCUGCCCCUCAUGACUGCAGCACCUCUGCUGCUACAAUCUUCCUGGCUUCCCCUCGCCGCAGGAUGGAUGCGGACCGUAAGGCGCUAACCCUCGUGGCUUCACUUCUGAAUUGCCCGCCGACGAGCCCGCCUCGUGAGCCACAGCAACCUCGGUGUCAGCAGCCGCCGCAACUGGGCCCAGAGUCCCGAUUCUCCUCUCGGGCGGCUUGCCAGUGCUGAGUGUGAAGAGUCCUCCGGGUCGAUCCGAACCCUCCGGGGAGGAGGAGUCGUAGUAGCGGGGCCCUACCGACCUUGCCCACUCCCCUGGGUCGGCCCUUCACUCUCUUUUUCAUUCACAAAUUCGAGCUCUUUCGCCUCACUCCCGCGGACCGACCAUGUCUGGCGGCGCCGCAGAGAAGCAGAGCAGUACUCCCAGCUCCCUAUUCCUCUCGCCGCCGGCGCCUUCCCCCAAGAAUGGCUCCAGCUCUGAUUCAUCCGUGGGGGAGAAACUGGGGACUGCGGGCACCGAUGCUGGCACUGGCAGGAUUGAGGAGUACCGGCGUCGCCGCCACACUAUGGACAAGGACAGCCGUGGGGCGGCGGCGACCACCACUACCACCGAGCACCGUUUCUUCCGCCGGAGCGUCAUCUGCGACUCCAACACCACUGCGUUGGAACUGCCCGGACUCCCGCUUUCCCUUCCCCAGCCCAGCCUCCCCGCGGUUGUUCCGCAGAACGUUCCAUCAGAGCCCCACCGGGAGGAGACAUUGACCGCCGCGGUUGUUUCCCAGGUCGCCCAGCAGCCUCCAGCCGCGGCUGCCCCCGGGGAACCAGCGGUCGCGGGCCCCUCCGCCGCGAUUGCCCCCAGCAGUACGAGCAAAGAGCGCCCAGCCUCCCGGCCCAGCCAGGGGGGAAGCAAAGAGGAGCUUCCAUCAGGGAGAAGCGGCAGCGGCGGCGGCAGCGCCAGGGAGCCACCGGAGGAGCGGAGCCAACAACAGGAUGAUAUCGAAGAGCUAGAGACCAAGGCGGUGGGAAUGUCCAAUGAUGGCCGCUUUCUGAAGUUUGACAUCGAAAUCGGCAGAGGCUCCUUUAAGACUGUCUACAAAGGGCUGGACACUGAGACUACUGUGGAAGUCGCCUGGUGUGAGCUGCAGGAUCGAAAGUUAACGAAGUCUGAGAGGCAGAGAUUUAAAGAAGAAGCUGAAAUGUUAAAGGGUCUUCAGCAUCCCAAUAUUGUUCGAUUCUAUGAUUCUUGGGAAUCUACAGUAAAAGGAAAAAAGUGCAUUGUUUUGGUGACUGAACUUAUGACAUCUGGCACACUUAAAACGUACCUGAAAAGGUUUAAAGUGAUGAAGAUCAAAGUCUUAAGAAGCUGGUGCCGUCAGAUCCUUAAAGGACUUCAGUUUCUUCACACAAGAACUCCACCUAUUAUUCACCGAGAUCUUAAGUGUGACAACAUCUUUAUCACUGGCCCUACGGGCUCAGUCAAGAUUGGAGACCUGGGACUGGCAACCUUGAAGCGGGCUUCUUUUGCCAAGAGUGUGAUAGGUACCCCAGAGUUCAUGGCCCCUGAAAUGUAUGAGGAGAAAUAUGAUGAAUCUGUUGACGUUUAUGCUUUUGGGAUGUGCAUGCUUGAGAUGGCCACGUCUGAAUACCCUUACUCAGAGUGUCAAAAUGCUGCGCAGAUCUACCGUCGUGUGACCAGUGGAGUGAAACCUGCCAGUUUUGACAAAGUAGCAAUUCCUGAAGUGAAAGAAAUUAUUGAAGGAUGCAUACGGCAAAACAAAGAUGAAAGAUAUGCAAUCAAAGACCUUUUGAACCAUGCCUUCUUCCAGGAGGAAACAGGGGUACGGGUAGAAUUAGCAGAAGAAGAUGAUGGAGAAAAGAUUGCCAUUAAACUAUGGCUACGUAUUGAAGAUAUUAAGAAAUUAAAGGGGAAAUACAAAGACAAUGAAGCUAUUGAGUUUUCCUUUGACUUGGAGAGAGAUGUGCCAGAAGAUGUUGCUCAAGAAAUGGUAGAGUCUGGGUAUGUCUGUGAAGGGGAUCACAAGACCAUGGCUAAAGCUAUCAAAGACAGAGUGUCAUUAAUUAAAAGAAAAAGAGAGCAGCGGCAGUUGGUGAGGGAAGAGCAAGAAAAAAGAAAACAGGAAGAGAGCAGUCUCAGACAACAGGUAGAACAACAAUCAAGUGCUUCCCAAGCAGGAAUCAAACAACUCCCUUCUGCUACUAAUACCGGCAUACCUGCUGCCUCCAUCACUUCAGCUUCAGUUUCUACACAAGUAGAGCCUGAAGAACCUGAGGCAGAUCAACAUCAACAACUACAGUACCAGCAACCUAGCAUAUCUGUGUUAUCUGACGGAACAGUUGACAGUGGCCAGGGAUCUUCUGUCUUCACAGAAUCCCGAGUGAGCAGUCAACAGACAGUUUCAUAUGGUUCCCAACAUGAACAGUCACUUUCUACAGGCACAGUCCCAGGACAUACAGCUUCUGUUGUCCAAGCACAAUCUCAGCCUCAUGGGGUAUAUCCACCUUCAAAUGUGCCUCAGUCCAUGGUGCAUCCGUGUGGGGGGACCCCAACAUACCCAGAAUCACAGAUAUUUUUCCCAACUAUUCAUGAACGUCCAGUUUCCUUUUCACCACCUCCUACCUGUCCACCGAAGGUAGCCAUUUCCCAGCGGCGUAAGAGCACGUCCUUCCUGGAAGCCCAAACUCGCCACUUCCAACCCCUGCUGAGGACUGUUGGCCAAAAUCUUCUUCCACCUGGUGGCACCCCAACUAACUGGACACCAGAGACCGUAGUUAUGUUGGGUACAACGGCCAAUAGAAUAACUGGAGAGCCGUGUGAGAUACAGGUCCAUCCUAUGUUUGAACCAACUCAAGUUUAUGGUGACUAUAGAUCUACACUAGUACCUCCAGAAGAUGCUCACUAUUUUAUUCCUCAGGAAGCAAUGUAUCUAGCUGGGGUACAUUACCAGGCCCAGGUGGCAGAACGGUAUGAUGGCAUUGCAUACAACUCACCAGUAUUGUCAAGUCCUAUGAAGCAGAUACCUGAACAGAAGGCAGUACAAAGUGGUCCUCCUUCAAGUUCUAUCUUUGAAUUUCCAUCUGGACAGGCUUUCCUGGUAGGACACCUUCAGAAUUUAAGAUUAGAUUCUGGAGUGAGUCCAGGAUCUCCCCUCUCUAGUAUUUCUGCACCUACCAGUACAGAUGCUACACUUUUGAAAUUUCAUCCUGUCUUUGUUCCUCAUUCUGCGCCUGCUGUGUUAACUCAUAACAAUGAGGGUAGAAGCAAUUGUGUAUUUGAAUUUCAUGUUCACACAUCAAGCUCCUCUUCAGGAGAAGGAGGUGGAGUUGUACCUCAGCAUGUUUACCGAAAUCGGCAGGUUACAGUGGACUUGAAUCAGGAAGAACCACCUCCUCAAUCCAUUGGAUUACAUGGUCGCCUGCAGCCUGUGACUGAAGAGCAGUAUAAUUACCAUGCCCCACAAUUGACCAUUUCUAUGGUAGAGCCUAUCGGACAGAACUGGCCAAUAGGAAGCCCCGAAUAUUCCAGUGAUUCUUCACAGAUUACUUCUUCAGACCCCAGUGAUUUUCAAUCACCUCCCCCUACAGGGGGAACAGCUGCAUCUUUUGGCUCUGACGUCUCAUUGCCCUUUAUCCAUCUGCCUCAGACAAUGUUACAAGAAUCCCCACUUUUCUUCUGUUUCCCCCAAGGAACCACAUCUCAGCAGGUCUUAGCUGCUUCAUUUCCUACAGGAGGAUCUGCACUCCAUCCACAGGCACAGGGGCAGAGCCAAGGUCAGCCAGCCUCAAGUAGCUUAACAGGGAUUCCAUCUUCCCAGCCCAUGCAGCAUCCUCAGCAGCCACAAGGAAUACAGCAGACAGUCCCUCCUCAGCAGAUAGGGCAAUAUUCACUUCCACAGACAUCAGCCUCUAGUGAGGCCACUGAGUGUGUACAGCCAGUGAGUCAACCUCAUGUGCCACAGGUCUUGCCACAGGCAUCAGCUGGAAAACAGGGUUUCCCAUCUCGACUGCCACCACAAUACCCAGGAGAUUCAAAUAUUGCUCCCUCUUCCAGCGUGGCUUCUGUUUGCAUCCCUUCUGCAGUCCUAUCCCCUCCCAUGCCCACAGAAGCAUUGGCUACACCAGGUUACUUUCCUACAGUGGUGCAGCCUUAUGUGGAAUCAAAUCGUAUGGUUCCUGUGGGUAGUAUAGGAGGACAGGUUCAAAUGCCCCAACCAGCAGUGAGUUUAGCACAACAAGCGCCCCCUACAUCCUCCCAGCAAGCAGCUCUGGAGAGUACCCAGGGAGUCUCUCAGGUUGCUCCUCCAGAGCCAGUCCCAACAACACAGCCACAGCCUGCCCAGCCUACCACAUUGGUCUCCUCUGUAGACAGUGCACAUUCAGAUGUUGCUUCAGGUAUGAGUGAUGGCAAUGAGAACAUCCCAUCUUCCAGUGGAAGGCAUGAAGGGCGAACUACAAAACGGCACUAUCGGAAAUCUGUAAGAAGUCGCUCUCGUCAUGAAAAGACUUCACGCCCAAAACUGAGAAUUCUGAAUGUUUCAAAUAAAGGAGACCGAGUAGUAGAAUGUCAGUUAGAGACUCAUAAUCGAAAAAUGGUUACAUUCAAAUUUGAUCUAGAUGGUGACAACCCUGAGGAGAUAGCAGCAAUUAUGGUGAACAAUGAUUUUAUUCUAGCAAUAGAGAGAGAGUCAUUUGUGGAUCAAGUGCGGGAGAUUAUUGAAAAAGCUGAUGAAAUGCUCAGUGAGGAUGUCAGUGUAGAGCCAGAAGGUGACCAGGGUUUGGAGAGUCUACAGGGAAAGGAUGACUAUGGCUUUUCAGGGUCUCAGAAGUUAGAAGGGGAGUUCAAACAACCAACUCCUGCAUCUUCCAUGCCACAGCAAAUAGGUGUAGCUACAAGUUCUUUAACUCAAGUUGUUCAUUCUGCUGGAAGACGGUUUAUAGUGAGUCCUGUACCCGAAAGUCGAUUACGAGAAUCAAAAGUUUUCACCAGUGAAAUCUCAGAUACGGUUGCUUCCUCUACAUCUCAUGGUCCUGGGAUGAACUUGUCACACUCGGCUUCCUCCCUUAGUCUGCAGAAGGCCUUUUCUGAACUUAAACAUGCCCAAAUGACAGAAGGACCCAGUACAGCACCUCCAGACUUUAGUCUUAAAGGACCAACAUUUCCAGUAGUAUCUCCUCCCAUGAGUAGCAUUCCUGGAGUCCCAACCACAGGAGCCGCCACAUCAUCGAUAGCAGUCCCUGCAACUAGCAGCCCUCUUACUGACAUAUCCACAUCAGUAAUUCAGUCUGAAGUUACAGCGCCCACUGAAAAAGGAAUCACUCAGGUUAUAACUUCAAGUGGUCUCCCUAUACCAGCUGUGUCUGAGCCACCAAUACUCACCAAUGUGGUUUCAAGUAUCACCAUACCUACAACUGUCUCAAUGUGUACAACAUCCCAGUCAGUUCUGCCCCCCACAUGUGGGAGCAUUGUUUCUAGUACAGGCACUCUCCCCUCUAUAGCAGUUACUACGACUUCAACCUCUGCUGCAGGCAGCACUGUUGCCCCAGGUGCUAAGCCUCCAACUGUAUUAUCUCAGCAGGCUGUAGGCAGUACUACUGGAGUAAGCACACUACUGUCAGUUUCUACCACCACUCCAUUUCCAAGCAUAGCUCCACAGCCGUCCGUUCAGUUUAGCAGCAGUAGCUCUGCUCCUACUUUAGCUGAAACAGUGGUGGUAAGUGCACACUCACUGGAUAAAACAUCUCAUAGUAGUGUACCUGGAUUGGCUUUUUCUCUCCCUGCACCAUCUUCCUCUUCAUCCCCUGGAACAGGAGUGUCUAGUUCUGUUACUCAGCCUGGAGGGAUACAUCCUUUGGUCAUCCCAUCAGCUAUAGCUUCUGCUCCCGUCCUUCCCCAAGCAACAGGACCUAUUUCUACACCUUUAUUACCCCAAGCACCCAGUGUCCCACCAUUAGUACAACCUGUUGUCAAUGUGCCUGCUGUACAGCAGACACUAAUUCAUAGUCAGCCACAGCCAGCUUUGCUUCCCAAUCAGCCCCAUACUCACUGCCUUGAAAUAGAGGCUGAUACACAAACCAAAGCUCCUGGAAUUGAUGACAUAAAGACCCUGGAGGAAAAACUGCGGUCUCUCUUUAGUGAACACAGUUCAUCUGGAACUCAGCAUGCCUCUGUCUCACUGGAGACAUCACUAGUAGUGGAGACUACUGUCAUGCCUGGCAUCCCAACCACUGCUGUUGCACCAGGCAAACUCAUGACCUCUACUACAAGUAGUUGCUUACCACCGACUAGUUUGCCAGUAGGAACAACUGGUUUGUCAGUGGUCACACCUGGGCAAGUUUCUACCCCAGGCAGCUAUAUUUCAGCCCCAGUCAGCACUACAUCAGGCGUGAAACCUGGAGUUGCUCCCUUUAAACCACCUUUAACUAAAGCUCUGGUGCUGCCAGUAGGUACUGAACUUCCAGCUGGUACUCCACCCAGCGAGCAGCUGCUGCCUCUUCCAGGACCUUCACUAACUCAGUCCCAGCAACCUCUGGAAGAUCUUGAUGCUAAAUUGAGAAGAACACUUAGUCCAGAGACGAUUGCAGUGACAUCUGCAGUUGGUCCUAUGUCCGUGGUGGCUUCAUCAGCAGUUUCAGAAACAGGAGCACAUCCUCAGAAGGAUGUUUCUCGAGUCACAGAAGACCCUGCCCUAGCAACCAGUUCAGGAACUGGUGUUUUUAAGAUGGGACGAUUUCAGGUUUCAGUUACGACAGAUGAUGCCCAAAAAGAAGGUAAAAAUAAGUCUGAAGAUACAAAGUCUGUUCAUUUUGAAUCCAGCACUUCAGAGUCCUCAGCACUAUCCAGCAGUAGUCCGGAGAGUACCCUGGUGAAGCCCGAGCUGAAGGGAACAACCACCCAUGGCAUCUCUUCAGAUGUACCAGACAGUGCCCACAAAACCCCUGUGGCGGAGGCAAAGUCAGAAACUGGGCAGCCUACUGGUAUUGGGCGUUUCCAGGUGACAGCUACAACAAACAAAGUGGGUCGUUUCUCUGUAUCAAGAACUGAGGACAAGAUCACAGUGGCAAAGAAAGAGGGGCCAGUGGCAUCUCCUUCUUUCACAGAUUUGGAACAAGCUGUUCUUCCUGCUGUGAUACCAAAGAAAGAGAAGCCUGAACUGUCAGAGCCUUCACAUCUGAAUGGGCCAUCUUCUGAUCUGGAGGCUGCCUUCCUAAGUAGAGAUGUGGAUGAUGGUUCAGGUAGCCCACACUCUCCUCAUCAACUGUGCUCAAAGAGCCUUCCUAUCCAGAAUCUAAGUCAGAGCCUUAGUAAUUCAUUCAACUCCUCUUAUAUGAGUAGUGACAAUGAGUCAGAUAUUGAAGAUGAAGACUUAAAGUUAGAGCUGCGACGGCUACGAGAAAAACAUCUUAAGGAGAUUCAAGACCUGCAGAGUCGCCAGAAACAUGAAAUUGAAUCUUUGUAUACCAAAUUGGGCAAGGUUCCCCCUGCUGUCAUUAUUCCCCCUGCUGCUCCCCUUUCAGGAAGAAGAAGACGACCCACUAAAAGCAAAGGCAGUAAAUCUAGUCGCAGCAGUUCCUUGGGAAAUAAAAGCCCACAGCUUUCAGGUAACCUGUCUGCUCAGAGUGCAGCUUCAGUUUUGCACCCCCAGCAGACCCUCCACCCUCCUGGCAGCAUCCCAGAGACUGGGCAGAAUCAGCUGUUACAGCCCCUUAAGCCAUCUCCCUCCAGUGACAACCUCUAUUCAGCCUUCACAAGUGAUGGUGCCAUUUCAGUACCAAGCCUGUCUGCUCCAGGUCAAGGGACCAGCAGUACAAACACCGUCGGGGGAACAGUGAACAGCCAAGCUCCUCAAGCCCAGCCUCCUGCUAUAACAUCCAGCAGGAAGGGCACGUUCACAGAUGAUCUGCACAAGUUGGUAGACAAUUGGGCCCGAGAUGCCAUGAAUCUUUCAGGCAGGAGAGGAAGCAAAGGACACAUGAAUUAUGAGGGCCCUGGAAUGGCAAGGAAGUUCUCUGCACCUGGUCAGCUGUGCAUCUCCAUGACCUCAAACCUGGGUGGCUCUGCCCCCAUCUCUGCAGCAUCAGCUACCUCUCUAGGUCACUUCACCAAGUCUAUGUGCCCCCCACAGCAGUACGGUUUUCCAGCUGCCCCCUUUGGCACCCAGUGGAGUGGGACAGGUGGCCCAGCACCACAGCCACUUAGCCAGUUCCAACCCGUGGGAACUGCCUCCUUACAAAAUUUCAACAUCAGCAAUUUGCAGAAAUCCAUCAGCAACCCCCCAGGUUCCAACCUGCGGACCACUUAGACCUAGAGACAUUAACUGAGUAAAUUUGGGGGCAGGAGAUGGAAUGCUGGGAGUGGGGGGGGGGUGGGAAAGUAGCCUAUAUACUAACUACUAGUGCUGCAUUUAACUGGUUAUUUCUUACCAAAAGGGAAUGUUUUUAGUACAGGUUUGAGUCUUCACAAUGGACAGAAUCUCCCUCCCCACCUUCAUCAUUUAUUACAGUGAGACAAGAAAAGCAGCUUUCUUAGGAUGGGGCAGUUUUAGACUAUGCUUUCCUGUUUCUCUAUACUUAACAGUGAGGGCCAGGGAAGAGAAUUGUGUUUAUUAGGAAGCUACUAGAGAGCUCAGUGUAAAACCAGGCCCUAUCUGUAUUUUCAGGUCACUGAAGCUCUUAAUUUUGGUACCACCCCCAAAUCCUUUACUCUUCAAGAAUCUAGACCACAAGGCAAAAAAAAAUCUAUUGUGCUCUUUCCUGCCCUGCUUCCUUUUUUUUUUUUUUUUUCUUUUUAUUCCUUAGAACCCAGUGAAAAAUACCAGGGGACUGGGGUGGCAUCCUUUCCUAAGAUAGGUCAUUAGUGCUUUAAGCAAAAGAUAUUAGCAGCUUUGACUGCAGCAUCAGCAAUUAGGAAAAAAAAAAGAUUCAGUUCCCUGUGGACAUGUAACUUUGCCAUCAGUUUUGAUGUGGAAACACUGUGAUAUAUAAAUGUUGUUGGACAACAGUAGUUUUAAGAGAAAAUACAAAAGAUUUAAAAAUUUCAAAAAAAAAAAGCUAGCUUUGUCCUUUACUUAUUGAAACACUUUAACUUUUUCCUUUGUAUUUCCAUUGUAUUAGAUAAAUAAAUGUGAAUGUAAAAUUGUAUAAAUUACUGUACUUGAAUACUUCUGUUCUCCCAGUAUCGCUUGCUGGAUAUUUUAGUGCCUUGGACUUCUACUGCUUCUGCCAUUAGCAUCAAUUUCUCAUCAGACCCCAAAUCAGCAGAGGGCAUGUGGAAGGAACUCUUAGGUCCAUGUGACCCCAGCAGUGGAUAUGCCAAAGGGAAAUUGAGAGGUGUUUUUGUUUUUUAAGUCAUUCAGCAAUUUUGUCUAGAGCAGGUGUAAGAUGAGCAGGGUGAGAAGUUAAGUUGGCAUCAAUGGUUGACAGCAGAAAGUUCUGUUUUGGUAACAGUGAGGACAGGAAUUGUAACAAAAUUGGGCAAUUAAAAUAUAAAGGGUGGUGUGUAAUGAGUGAAAGAAAAAGAAAGGCUAAAGCAUGGGGAAACAGACUUGUUUUGAAGCUACAUGAUGCCUGGCUAACGAUUGCCACAUGCCUUACUUUCUUGAGCUGGGCUUGAACAGAUGGGAGACCUAGAAGAAAUGGCGGAACAUGAAGGGGGUUGGGGGGCUGGUUUUUAAGUUGGUAAAUGUGAUUGUGAAAAGUCACAGAUGGAGAAAGUUGCUCUAAGAAAAACUGUUUGGAUUGCUUUCCUGUUGUUGCUCAUGUACCAUGCAUUUCUCAGCUUGGGGUACUAUCUUCUGUGGAAAAUAGACUCACAUCUGAAUUAAGAAUUAUAGGAAAGAAUGUUUAUUCCUACCCAUUUUCCUAUAUGAUGCCCAAAUGGUUGCAGGUUUAUAAUCUAUUGUGCCACCUUUAUUAUUUCUAGAAUUGCAACUGAUAUUCUCUCACAUUUUCAUAUAAACAAUAUUUCCCUUAAAUAACAACUGCAGCCAACCAGUAUUAUUUAGUGCUAUGUCUAGUGAUGGACAAUUCUAUUUACAAAGCUUUCAGGAAAUAUUAUCCUAAUUGGCUUGUUUGGGAUCUUUAUCAUCUCUGAAGAUGGGGAAGAAGCUAGGACUCUUAAUUUUUUUGGGUGCUUCUAGAUUCUUAGUUGGGAAAUUGGAAUAUUUCCAACCUCUUACCCACCUCAAUGGCACAUCCCAGGAAUCACCAUAAAAAUCAGAAGAGCCUGGUUCCUAUUUGGAUACUGUUUGUUCCUUUAUGGGCCAUGUUUUCGUUAAGUUGGCUAGGCCCCAGAGAUCUGAGAUGAAAGCUGAAGGUUUUAUGAGAAGUAGAAAUGACACCGACAGGGUUCCAAGCCCUCCUUUUAAAAUUGUUUGUUUAUUCUCUGCUUAAAAUUCUCGGGGAGAGGAUAAGAGUAAGGAUAGAACAAAAAAGGUGCCAUGUAAAUGAGAAAUGGACCACCUAAGAGGAAUGAAACAAUCUUUUCCAUCAGAGAACGAGGGAGCCAAAUGCAGCACAUUGUUAUUUCAUUAUUUUGGUUUAGUAAUUUUGAGAUCUCUUCACUCAUACACAAGAACAACUGUUUUCAUUUACUAUUGAUUUUUUUCUUUCUCUCCUGUGGAUGAAAUAACUGAAGCCUAGAGGAAUGAACUAGUGCUACUGAACUGUUUAAAUUAUUUUUGUGUUAAUAGUACACUUUGAGUAUCUUUUUUCCACAUUUAAAAAAAUCUUUCUGAAUUAAAAAUGUUUUCCUUAUAUUUAACAAUGUACACUGUUUGAAAAAAUAAUAAAAUUAAUUCAAACCUUGGGGGUUUCUCAGCAGCCGUUAAUUGUACAUUUUGCACUAACUCUGGGUGUUGCGCUUCUUGUAAGAUUGCGCCUUGUGCUUCGGUUUGUUACCUUUGUAGACUUAUUUAAUGAAACCAUUCAAAUAAACCAAACUCGCUUUUGUUGA